GCCUGGAAAAGACAAACACAGGCAGCUCCAUUCUGCACAAGCUGGAUGACGUGGCCUCCACUGCUGCCGUGUGUCGCCCAGGCGGCGGAGCCCACGCGCGGGAGAGUCCAGCCCUGUGCACCCCUCCGCUGCGGGGCACACACCUUAAUCCGGGGAAGGGAUCAGGUCUGAAGACGCUGAUGCAGCUGAGCUCUCUCUGCUGGGCUAGCAGCUAUGCCUGAGAUCCUAGAAGACUGAACAGUGGACCUUCCACUGUCAUUUCGCUCUUUGUCCUCGCCAGCAGUUCCACCAUGACCGACACCCAGGAUUCUCCGGCCAUGACCGUGCACCUCCUGGCCAACUCUGGCCAUGGCUCAUUUCUGCAGCAGACUCUGGAUCAGCUCUUGGAUUACAUCUGCCCAGAGGUCCGUCUCUUUCUAGUAUCGGAGCGGGUCAGUCCCGUGAAAUACUAUGAAAGGUCUCAUCCCAGGCGCUCCCGCUUUCCGGGGGUGUCUGUUUUGCUCUUCCUGCAUGAAAGCCUGGGCGAGGAGCGGCUGCUCCGUGUUCUGGACUCCCUACAGCGGUCACCCUGGCAAUGCUACCCGACCCAGGAUGCCCAGGGGCGGUUGUGUCCCUAUCUCCUUGCCAAUCAGGAGUUCUACAGCCUGGACAGCCAGAUGCCAGUCUGGGGUGUGCGGCAGGUGCAAGGUGGUGCCGAGAUCUUGCGGGUGACUCUCUACUGCAGUUUUGAUAACUAUGAGGAUGCCAUUCGACUGUAUGAGAUGAUCCUGCAGAAAGAGGCCACCUUGCAAAAGAGCAACUUCUGUUUCUUUGUGCUCUAUGCCACGGAGAGCUUCACUCUGCAGCUCUCCCUGAAGCAGCUGCCCCUGGGGAUGUCGGUGGACCCAAAAGAGUCUUCCGUGCUGCAGUUCAAAGUUCAAGAGAUUGGCCAGUUAGUGCCUCUUCUACCCAACCCAUGCAUUCCCAUCAGCAGCACCAGGUGGCAAACUCAGGACUACGAUGGCAACAAGAUUCUGCUCCAGGUCCAGUUGAAUCUGGAACCUGAUGUUCGGCACAGUGAACUUUCCUUUGCAAAAGGCGUCUUGGGAGCUGAUGUGACUCCCCGGAGCUCCAGGCUGACCUGUGACUCUGCAAGGAGCCACAGGAGCCGGGGCAGGAGGUUGGGGGUGCAGUCGGUGGCACUCUCCGAGGCUGGUGGGAACCCGGCGUCAGACAGCUCUGGUGGUACUCUGUGGAAGGGCCUCAGUCACACAUCCCAGGCCAGCAGCCCAGCCACGGGCACCCGGCUGCGUCUGCCUUCACCUUACCUUGAACAUGGGGCGAGGCUGAAGGCCCUCAGCUGGGAGAAGAGCUAUCAGCAGCUAGAGGCAGAGACAAAUGUUGAUACGGGGUUUACUACCAUCAAUUCUGAAUCCAGGCCCUCUUUCCGGAGCAGGGUUUCAAGAGAGUUUCAGACUAACCAGUCACCAUCCUGCUUGUUAGCCUCUUCCUUACAGAAAGCUCCCUCCUCAAAUGGCAGAGUAAUAAAGGAAAGAGUUUGUGCAUCGGCGUUUGCUGGCCAAAAGGCACCAAGUGCCAGAAAAAUCAGCUCAAAGUGCUCCCUUCCACACCCUGUCCAGGUGGAAGAGAAAGAGGAGGAAGAAUUCUUUAUAUAGCAUAAAAGUACCAUGGCUUUUUGAAACAAAAGAUCCCUUGAAAUGUUCUAGAAAUGGGGCGCUGACAC
Molecule: messenger RNA, 1723 nt
Organism: Ochotona princeps (American pika)
Lineage: Eukaryota; Metazoa; Chordata; Mammalia; Lagomorpha; Ochotonidae
Gene: FAM124B
Product: family with sequence similarity 124 member B
Exons: 2
Coding region: 291-1655 (454 amino acids)
Cellular component (GO): nucleoplasm
Source: RefSeq, a predicted model, not a curated record